AUGUCACCAGCCCAUGGAAGAAAUAUUGUCACUACUCAUCAUCGUAAAUUCUCUAUCGCUUCCUACGCAUCCUCAAAGCAUGUGCUCCAAUUGUGGAAUACAUGCCUUUCGAGGACAUCGAAAAGCCCGAGCGUUAUCGCCCGGGAAGAUAUCACCCCUUACUUAUCUAUCGGUGACCGUCUAAACGGCCGAUAUGACGUGGUUCAUAAGCUUGGCUUUCGCACGUACUCAACAACCUGGUUAGCAGGAGAUACCAAUCUGGAGAAAUACGUCGCCAUCAAAAUUGUUAUUGCCGAGGCAGAUUCGCCGGAGCGUAACAUCCUCGAUACCCUAGCACCAGCACUCUCGGAACCAAACGACGAGGGACAGCUGAUCCCUCGAGUGUUGGAUACGUUCACCCUUGAUGGGCCGAAUGGAAACCACACAUGUCUAGUGACAGAGCCGGGAAUGAUGUCUCUGGCAGAGGCGAAAGAUGCUUCGUAUACCAGGCUUUUCACAAUUCCUGUGGCCCGGGCGAUUGCGGCCCAACUCAUACAAGCGGUCGCUUUUCUACAUCGUCAAGGGGUUGUUCACGCUGGUAUGUAUACCCAUCAUGGGGAUCUUAAUCUCGCCGGCUUCAGAAGUGUGCCCUCUAUUAACGAUUAUGAUUCAUAG
Molecule: messenger RNA, 654 nt
Organism: Aspergillus melleus
Lineage: Eukaryota; Fungi; Ascomycota; Eurotiomycetes; Eurotiales; Aspergillaceae
Exons: 1
Coding region: 1-654 (217 amino acids)
Biological process (GO): protein phosphorylation; spliceosomal complex assembly; regulation of mRNA processing
Molecular function (GO): ATP binding; protein kinase activity
Source: RefSeq, a predicted model, not a curated record